Ruditapes philippinarum (Manila clam) is the source of this 4513-nucleotide messenger RNA. Its product is annotated as double-stranded RNA-specific editase 1-like. Gene Ontology annotation, cellular component: nucleolus; cytoplasm. Gene Ontology annotation, molecular function: double-stranded RNA adenosine deaminase activity; tRNA-specific adenosine deaminase activity; double-stranded RNA binding. The transcript has 10 exons. Gene Ontology annotation, biological process: adenosine to inosine editing; RNA processing. The record is from RefSeq and is a predicted model, not a curated record. NCBI's taxonomy places the organism in Eukaryota, Metazoa, Mollusca, Bivalvia, Venerida, Veneridae. Bases 356 to 2806 code for a protein of 816 amino acids.
UCUACCUCGGAAAGACGAGAUCUGCCGAAGGGAAUCGAGGAGUGCUAAUAAUUUUUCAGCCAUCUAAAUCAUUAUUAAAACGAAAACAUGCCACCAAGGAGAAAUAAUAGAAGACAAACAACGAAGGAUAAUGUAAUAUCCCCUACACAAGAGAAAGAAGAUUCUUUUCAACUUACACAUCUUGCAAGACAGCAUGGAAAUCUCAGCUAUUGUUUUAGCUGAGAGGUGGAGAAGUAUCAGCUGACAACAUGGCUGUAAUGCUGGCCAGGAACAGACUUGUGCAGUCUAUGCACCCAUCUUGUUUUUGUUGUGGUGUGCAAAAAGUCCAGUAAAGACUAAGGCAGAGGUAAAAGAAAUGCCCACAAUGGACACAGCAGAGAGUUUGGCAAUGAAGGAAGAAAUGAUUACCGAAGUAAAGAAAGAAGAAGAACCGAGUUUUGAACAUCUUUCUGCAGAAGAAGCAUUGAGGAGGGCUGUUUUGAAUGAAGAAGCAGCAUUUGAGAAAGCCACAGCUAUUAUAGAGCAAGCAAAGAUAGAAGUAGAUGGGGAUGUCCACAUGGGCGAUGCUGGAAACGAAAGAGGUGUUGAAACUGGAGAAGAUGGUAACCCAAAUCUACCAGAAAUAUCCUACAAGAACCCAACAAUGCUUCUUAAUGAAAAGAGAAAAGGUUUGACGUUUGAGCUUGUAUCUGACACUGGAGAGGGCCCUAACAAGGUAUGGACAUACAGUGUUGAGCUGGAAGGACAAAAGUUUGAUGGGACUGGACGUAGUAAGAAAGUAGCAAAACAAGAAGCUGCAAAAUAUGCUCUUAUAAAGAUGUUCAACAUCUUAUGUGUGCCAGAAGAGCAGCCUGCAAUUCCAAAUGAAUCAGAAGUGACAGACAAAGGUGAAGGGGACGCCGAUAUGCAGGGGAAAAAACGGCCCUUUCCUGGGCCCCAGGGCAAGAAUGCUAAACGACUCAAAGCUCAAGCUCAGCCAAAGAAUGCAUUGAUGCAUCUGUAUGAAUUGAAACCAGGUAUUCAGUAUACUGUGGUUUCACAGACCGGCCCAACUCAUGCUCCAGUAUUUACCAUGUCAGUUGAAGUAAAUAAUCAAGUUUUCACUGGACAAGGAAAUUCUAAGAAAGCAGCCAAGUUAUCUGCUGCGGAGCAGGCACUCAAAUCAUUUGUACAGUUUCCAAAUGCUUCUGAUGCUCACGCAGCCCUUGGACGUCAGCCUCAGAUGAAUGUUGACUUUACUUCUGAUAAUCCUGAAGUGUUUAUUCAGAAUUUUGAAGGUGCAGAUGGUAUAGAUAAAUCAAUUGCUCAAUCACAGUCCCAGAAUGGUAAUGGUCUUGGUGUGAAUGCUGGGAAAAAAUCUAAAGCUCUACAACAUCAUGAGGGCAAGAACCCUAUAAUGAUCCUCAAUGAACUCAAACCAAACCUCAAGUAUGAGUGUAUGUCAGAAACUGGUGAUAAACAUUCUAAAACAUUCACAAUGGCCGUGACUGUUGAUGGGGAAACAUUUACUGGAACAGCCAAAAACAAAAAGCUGGCGAAGGCAAGAGCGGCCCAAGCUGCUCUAGCUAAAAUCUACAAUCUUACAUUCUCAUGGGGACCUGGAGCUAUGCCUGUUAACAACACAGAGAGUGGAGAACCACCUUCAGCAUUAGCAGACCAUGUUGCCAAGUUAGUACAGGGCAAGUUUGCUGAACUUACUGAUGACUUGAAGAGUCAGUAUGCACGGAGAAAAGUGCUUGCUGGUAUGGUGAUGACACGUGGUGAGGACCUGUCACAGUCAAAGGUGCUAUGUGUAUCAGCGGGAACAAAAUGUAUAAAUGGCGAGUACCUCAGCACUAGCGGGUUAAGUGUAAAUGACUUUCAUGCUGAAAUUUUAGCACGCAGAUCAACUAUAAGAUUUCUGUAUUCUCAACUGGAAAAAAUGGCUUCCAAUGACCCUUAUCAGAUAGAAGACUCUGUGUUUGAGAUGUGUGAGAAAGGUUGUAAGCUUAAAGAUGAUGUAAAAUUCCACUUGUACAUCAGUACUGCACCAUGUGGUGAUUCCAGAAUAUUUUCUCCACAUGAGAUUCAGCAAGGAAGUGAGAAUGAAGGGGGAGAUAAACAUCCUAAUAGAAAGGCCAGAGGUCAGCUUCGAACAAAGAUAGAGUCUGGAGAGGGGACGAUUCCUGUCAGAAUGGCAGUUGGUGUGCAGACCUGGGAUGGAGUCAUACAAGGAGAAAGGCUGUUAACUAUGUCCUGCAGUGAUAAAAUUGCUCGUUGGAACCUUCUUGGCAUUCAAGGUGCCUUGCUGGGCCACUACAUUCAGCCUGUGUAUAUAGAGAGCAUCAUUCUGGGCUCUUUAUACCACAACGAACAUCUAGCACGAGCUGUGUACGGACGUCUGGCAAACAUGGAAGGUAUUACUAAGCCUUACUGCAUCAAUAAACCCAACCUCAGUGGAAUCAACAAUCCUGAGCAAAGGCAACUUGGCAAAGCCCCAAACUUUGCUGUCAACUGGUGUGAUGGAGAUGAGGGCCUUGAGGUGAUCAACAUGACUACCGGAAAGUUGGAACAAGGAACAGAAUCCAGGCUUUGUAAACGAGAAAUGUUGAAACGUUUCUAUGCAUUACAAGGCAGAAUAUCAACUGUUACUGACUUGGCUAAAAUUCCAAAUAUAUCUUAUGGAGAGCUCAAAGCAAUGAACGUUCAAUAUCAGGAGAUGCGAAAUAAACUCGUGGAACAUUUUAAGAAGUCUGGUUAUGGCCAAUGGGUGAAAAAGCCUGUUGAACAGGAUGAGUUCUUGUAUUCUACAGACCAAAGAGCAUAAUUCUUCAUCUUCAUCACGCAUUGUAAUGUAAACUGUACUUGAAACAAAAGAUUUCAAAAGUCACUUUAUGUUUGCUCUCAAGUUUGCCUUGUUUGCAACAUAGCAGUUCCAUUUUAUUUUUUCAUUAAAACAAACUUACCGAGAACUUGUAUAACAAGUAGAUUUUGUUGCUAUAUUUUAAUUGACCUCAUCAUAAUAUGUCUUUUAGAGUUAUGGCCACUGAAAGAGGCCUUAACUGCCAUAUUUUGCCUCAAUUUGCAUGGUAAUAGUUUUAUUUUAAUUUUAUUUCAAGCAAAAACAGAUUCAGUGCCAAUAUAUCUUUGACUGAUCUCCAGGCCACGUGUUCACUUAGAUUUAAGGAUCAGGAUUAAAAUUAAAAACAAAGAUGAAAAAUAUUCCACAUUGUUUAUUCUCAUAGAUUUACGUGAAAAAGCACGUUCAUGAGAUUUAGAAUAAAUUUAUUAUUAUUUCACAAGAUACGGGCAAUUCACAAUUGAAUUUAAUCUUAAAAUUGAUAUGAUAAUUUUGAUUUAAUUUUUAGCCUUAUGUGGUGAACUUCAGUUUUAUAAAGAAAUGAAAAUAAAAUCAGCACAUUUGAUUCUUAUCCAGAUUUUUUCUGAGUGAACUGUAUGGGCCUUAAUACAGCUUGUAUUAUAAACAUAUUUUACCUUUUACAAUUUUUAAAAGAAAAAAUGUAAGAGUCCAUUUUUAGCUCGACUUUUCUAUGAAAAGGGGAGCUAUCCUACUCGCCCCGGCGUCGGCGUCGGCGUUGGCGUCACACCUUGGUUAAGUUUUUCGUACCACCCCACUUUAUUUCAGAAGUAUUACAAGUAUGGCUUUGAAACUUACCAUACUUGUUCACCAUCAUAACCUCCAUCUACAGACAAGAGUACAUAACUCUGUCAAGGUUUUUGACAGAAUUAUGGCCCUUUUUUGACUUAGAAAGUGUAUUGAGCUUGGUUAAGUUUUUUGUACCACCUCACUUUAUUUCAAAACCAUUGGAGGUAUUGCUUUGAAACUGACCAUACUUGUUUACCAUCACGACCUUCAUCAACAGACAAGAGGACAUAACUCUGUCAAGGUUUUUGACAGAAUUAUGCCCCUUUUUGACUUAGAAAAUACAUUGAAUAUGGGUAAAAUCCACUUAUUGCCUUAACCCUUUGAGAUAUUGCUUUGAAACUUUUAAUGCUAUUUCACAUCAUUACCCCCAUCUGUACGCAAGAGAAGGUAACUCUGUCAAGGAUUUGUUUUAAAAAUUAAGGCCUUUUAUCGACUUAGAAUCUUGGUUAAGUUUUUAGUACCAGUCCACUUUUUGACUGAACUGUUUGAGAUAUUAAUUUGAAAGUUGGAAUACUUGUUUACAAUCAUGAUUCCCAAACAUGUCCAGGAGAAGGUAAUUCUGUCAAAGAUUUUAUUUGAAUUAUGGCCCUUAACUGUCAAUGUUUUGUAUUAUAGGCAAGCACUAAAAAACUUAAAAAAUCUAAAAAAAUUCAUUCCUAACCACUUGUUCACUUUACCAUAAAUUAUGUCAUAUAAACAUUGCUGUAAUAUUCAAGGGUAUCAAACAACUAGUUAUUUUUCUCUUUUUGUACUUGAAAUUAAAAUCAGUAGUAUAUGCAUAUUUCACAUUUUAUCUCGCCUAUUACUGCAAAAACUUUUUUUAUUGGCAAGCAAUAAAAAAGUCGAGCGCGCUGUCUUACGGACAGC